Molecule: messenger RNA, 1536 nt
Organism: Chaetomium strumarium
Lineage: Eukaryota; Fungi; Ascomycota; Sordariomycetes; Sordariales; Chaetomiaceae
Exons: 2
Coding region: 322-1536 (404 amino acids)
Source: RefSeq, a predicted model, not a curated record
CAGCGCCGCUGCCUUGAAGUUGUUCAGUCAACUUCUAGCGGCCGUGCCGCCCGUGCGGCCCGGCGCCCACGGCCCAGUGAUUCGCGCACUGGAACGCGAGUACAGCUGCCUCAAACUGUGGUGUGACGGGUAUGGCUUGGCAUCUGGUGGCCUAGAUGUCGCUCUUGUCGACUCCAGGAGACUCCGGCGCUUGACGGUUCGCCUGCUGGCCAGCAUUUGCUCUACUCUAGCAAAUACUAGUGCUGAGUCUGGCGCUGCCAUCGUUACACUGUCCAUGGGACUAUCCGACUCAAGCUUGCCUCCCUAGGACUUCCUCCUGAGAUGUCGUAUAUAAUCUCGCUUGAUAAUACCUGUCGAGCCAAAUUAAGAAAGCAAGCAGCCCUGACGAAAGACCUCGUUAAGGACGCGACGCAUGCCAUUCGUGACAAUGACCACGCAGAGUCGGAUAGCGACGAUAGCGACGACAGCGAGUCGUUCGGGACGGGCUCUACGUCCUCUCAAGACAUUAUCCAGAUGAUCGAGGGCCUGAAAACAGACAUCCAGUGUCUUGUGGCGCUAGGACCGAGAUUCAGGGAGCCCUUCCUAGACAAAAGUCACUGGUCCGACAGAGAGGAAGCUGCCGCUCCGCCCCAGCAGACAGGCUGGAAUCCCGUCGAGUUCCUGACAUCUCGAAUACGCCAUCGUUACCCAGACGCCGAUCCCGCCUUUGCCCAGAUUCUCGGCCAGGCGAACUGGGAAAGGGCCCAGAGACUGUAUACUGCGAAGGAGAAGAACACGCAGGACGCUACUACUAGUACUAGUAGCUCACAGAAACCAGUCCUGGAAGCUGACUCCGCAUCAGUGCCUCCGGAGACGGUUAUAGAGUCGGCGUUCCACGACUCGGGUCUAGGGAACUCACUUUCCACGGCCAACUACGCCGAAACCAUGUUCUCGUACCAUGGUACAAACGGCAUCUCGAUCAAGAUUCCGCCAAUCCCCGCCGCAGGACGACAAGGCAAACCUGCCAAGGUGUCUCAUUUUGCUCAGCACCUCGAGGAGGUCACGUUGAUGAUUCUGCCGGCAAACGCGGAACCCGAGGGGCUUGAUGUCGAGGCGGUCGAUAGCGAGGACGAGCCGAUUAUGUCCUCUCGAUGGUUUCUCAACCGAUAUCGGGAGGACCUAUCCGAUGAGGAGGCUACUACUACUAGCAGUAGCCGCACCAACAAACCGUCGCCGACACCCAAAGCAGAGAUGGCAUCCCAGGCCGAGCCACACGUGGAGACUGGCAGUGCAGCGUGGUAUCUUGGCCCACAACCACCUCGAGCCUUUCGGUGCUUGUUCGAACCUUGUCCUUAUUGGUCGACGCGGGAAUCUAACCGGAAGAAGCAUAUGGAGAAACCCCAUCGUUGGAUCUCCGACAGAGGCUCUGAUAUCGAGUCCAUACUGUUGUCCGAGUCCAUGACAGAAGAAAAGGAGAAAGCAUCGAGUUACAAGAAAGUAUCGGAAGCUACAGACCUGCCUUCGCACCCCUCGGUAGCGGGCCUCAGGAAGGGGUAA